Messenger RNA from Thecamonas trahens ATCC 50062, 590 nucleotides. RefSeq lists its product as uncharacterized. Lineage: Eukaryota; Apusomonadida; Apusomonadidae. The coding region runs from base 1 to 483 and encodes 160 amino acids. The record is from RefSeq and is a predicted model, not a curated record. The transcript has a single exon.
AUGGAGAUCGGCGAGUUUGAGACGUUCAACGAGCUGGCACCGCAGUCGCUGUGCGGGACGAGUGAGUGCACCCUGGUGCUCGGCGAGGAGCUGGCAGAUCCCAGCGCUGCCCGGCGGGCCGAGCGCUGCUGCUCCUCGCUCACGGCUCCGUCGACCGAGUCAGGCGCGUGCAUCCCAGCCGAUCAUGUCUGCUGCGGCUGCUCUCAGGAGAUGUGCUGCGCUUGCCCGCGCGAUCCAAACCACCCGCAUGCCGCGCCCAAGUGCCUCGCCUCAUGCCGCAUCACCUCGGACCUCCCGGGCGCCGACUGCUCCGGCUGCUGUCCAUCGCCGCCUCUCACUGCCGCCUUUGCCUCCUCGCCCACCUCUUCGUUUGCCGUUGCAGCCCUUGCUUGCCUCGCCAUCUUUGUAUCCUAUCGCGCCUGUACCCGAUCGUCGACAACCGCUCACUCGCACGCCAAGCCCGACAUCGGUCGAACGGCAUGACCUUGCCUGACUUGACUGGCUGGCUUGGCUGGCUUUCGCAACACGACGUCCGCCACGUGAAAUGGGCAGCGAACACCACAAAAGCCCGUUGCCUUGGCAGCAGCAGC